GAUGGGCAGGGGGCUUGGUGAGUUUAGCCAGGGGCUCCGGGGUUAGCGACAGGGCAGGCGAUGCCAAAGAGCAAAGGACGAGGAGGAGAAGGAGCAGCGGGCGGGUGUUCGCAAGACAAGAGGAGGCUGAGGAAGGGAGGCAGCCGGUCAGCUAUCCCGGCACUCUUCACCAUCACUGAGGAAGAGGAGGGGCAGAGGCGAAGAGACGCCCGCAAGAGGAAGAAGAGAGCAUCUAACUCGCAGUAUAAGUCCGAGGAUGGAAGAGUGUCUUCAGCCACCUGUCCCAGCUCCUCAGGCUCCGGGCAGACCUACACCCCCAACCUGACCCCGACACCGGCCCCGGCCCCGAACCGCCCCGCCACCAGCAGUAGCCCGAAUAAUAGUAAUAAUAAUGCUGCCCCCAAAACAGACUCGUUGCUCUUCAAUAAGAUUGACGAGCGACAGAGGUUGGCCCGCGAGCGCCGGGAAGAGCGUGAGAAACAGAACGCUGUCAAGGAGGCCCAGUGGCAGGCCCGGGAGGAACGGGCCCGGCAGCACUAUGAGAAGCACCUGGAGGAGAGGAGGAGGAAGCUGGAGGAGCAGCGGGUGAAGGAGGACAAGAGGCGGGCGGCCGUGGAGGAGAAGCGGCGGCAGAAGCUGGAGGAGGACAGGGUUCGUCACGAGGCGGUGAUGCGGCGGACGCUGGAGAGGAGCCAGAAAACCAGACAGAAGACCAACCGCUGGUCUUGGGGAGGAGCUCUGCACACAAACACUCCCAGCACACCAGCAGGUUUUGUCGAGUCGGCUUUCCUCUAUCCACUCGACCUUGCUGGACUGGAGCACAUGCAGAGUGCUUUCAGUGUCUACCGCGGCUAUGGAAUGACCUCCCAAUAUGCUGACAGGCGAUCAGUGUCCACCAUGAAUUUAUCCAAACAUGCAGACCCUGUAAUUACCAAGCGCCUCUCCUCCUCCUCCGCCACACUCUUACACUCACCUGACCGAGGCUUAAAGAUGAGAACUGCCUCCUCUCCUGUCAUAAGCAAAUCUCAGUCCAAACUCCGAAUACAUCAGGAGAAGACCCCCCAGCAUAAAAACACAGGGUUGCGCCGCCUCCCAUUGACGCCGUGGGAGAGCAACAUCGUGCACCGCCUGCAGCAGCCAACACACUCCUAUCUGGCCCGGAGCCGCAGUGCCAUGAGUCUGUCUGGAGACCAAACAGCCAUGCCUGUGUGUCCUCGCUCAGUGUCUUGCCAUCCCAUGGGCUCCAUAUCCUUCAAGACCCUGCAGGCGCAGCCGCUCCCUCACUGUCGCAGCCACGACAGGAGCCUCAGCAGGGAGACGGCGUCCUCGUCCUCCGCCACAGCUCGCCGGAGGACCACCGGGACCACACGGCAACAGCAGAAGGAGCGAGACAACGUCAGAAAGUCAUGGAGCAACCUGUCACUUCCACUGGCUCCCGUUCUGUCGUUGCCCCCCAGCCGGCGCUCCGCCUCCCCGGGCAAGAAGGCCAGCAAAGUGACGGCGCCCUCUCCUGGCAGACCCCCACAGAAGCCAGCAGGGCGCCCUCCUACACCCAAGCUGCUCAAGUCUCCAGGAGCAGAAGACCCAGGAAACCUCCGUCCUCUCAGGGUGUCGGCUGAGAGCUCCAGCCCCUCGGAGGAGCAGCAGGUCCUCAGCCCCUCUCAGCCUCGGCCUCAGCCUCUGGGUCAGAACAAGUCUUCACCUGAGCAGCCGCCGGCGUCUGGAUCCAGCGAUGGCUUGAGCAGUCCCCCAGCUCAAAGGCCUUCUGCGGGCACCACGGACCCAGAGGAAGCCAGCCGCAUCCUGGCUGAGAAUCGACGGCUGGCCCGCGAGCAGAGGGAGCGGGAGGAGGAGGAGCGCAAGCAGCAGGAGGAGCAGGCCAGACUGGCGAAGGAGGAGAUGGCUCGGCGUAAGGCGGAGGAGCGAGCGAAGAGAGAGGAGGAGGCUCAGCGCCAGGCGGAGGAGAGGAGAAGAAAGGAGGAGGAGGAGAGGAAGGCAGAAGAGGAGAGACUUCAGAAAGAGAGAGAGGAGGCCGAGAGACAGAAAGAGGAGGAGGAGUCUCGGCAGAGAGAGGAAGCUGAGAAACUGAGGCAGGAGAGAGAGAAGCACUUCCAGAAACAGGAGGCUGAACGCUUGGAGAGGAAGAAGCGUCUUGAGGAGAUCAUGAAGAGGACCAGACGCUCGGACACGACAGAAAAGAAAGUCAGGAACGGAGACGAUGCAGUGACUCCUUCCUCUCCCGCUUCACCCUCUGUUACCGUGUCAUUAACGCACAACAGUAACGGCAACAGUGGCCAACCUGACCCAGACCACAACGCCACAGCACUGAGCCACGCGGGGCAGAGGGAGAACGGCGAGUUUGAAGAGGUGAUCGUACUGCCGGCUUCACAGUCCAGGCUGUCUCCUCCCGAAGGAGAGGAGCAGCAGGAGGAGGGGGGCGAGGGCGGGGAGGGGAGGACUCCCCUCAUCGCCUUCACAGAGAACGGCGUCCUCAAGCCGCUGGGUGGGAUGAUAUACCAGCCUCGGAGGGACCAGAUGUUGCCCGACGAGCUGUUCGGACACGACUCCACACCCAGAGAGGCGGAAGGAGAGGUCAGAGAGUGAGAACCAACAGAGCUGAGUCCAGGGAAAGACUCCAGAUCUCUCUCGCGCUCCCGCGACAGGCGAACGCCGCGGCCUCUCCUCCAGAUGACGCCUCCAAAGAUUUCCUCUGACCCGCCCCUCGCCUCUCCAGCUUCCACCAGAAUCACUCUGUCCUGAGGUGAAAGCGACGAAGACGGCGGAGCUGUAAAGUCUUCAGCCUCCAUACUUGAAGAGAUUUGUUGUUGCUGUAAAAAAAAAAAAAAAGAAAAAAACUAUAAUCAGCAGUGUGACUAUUAACUGGACCCGAUUUAUGGUUUCAUUUAUAUUUCUGUUUGUAACUGAAACCUCAUGUUUGAACAUUUCAGCUGAAAUCUAAAAGAUAUCAGAGCGUGAAGUGAAACUGAGAUGACUGGAAAGCGCCGGCUGAUGCCCGACACCCUGCCGGGUCGACGGCGUUUAAAACUAGAGGUUAUUAUCGGGGUGAUGGAGUAUUACGGAGGUUAGGUUUAUUAAUGACAAAAUGAAAAUGCAGUUCUCACGAAAAACUGAGAAUUAGGAUGUAAACUUAAGAUUUUUUUUUUUUUUUUUUUAGUUUUAUUUAAUUGCUGUACAGAGAAAAUGUGAUUCUUUUUGCUCUCACCCAUCUUCACUUUCUUUUUCAAAUGUUAGGAGGAUAGAACGGCUUUGGCUUCUGGUCCCGCCCUUUAUUUUCUCGACUUUGCCCGUUACGUUUAUACCGUCGGCGCCGCUCCGGGUCGCUCUGACAGAGGUUAGAAGACCUGGUGUGUUGAAGCAGCUGACCUUUGUUUUGACCAAGCAUUUACAAAAUGGAUUAAAAUGAUUUCCUGCUGACGUCAAUGUUAAAAGAAUCUGAUUAAUUUGACCUUUUUGAUGAAGGAAUUUACUAAAAAAAAAAAAAAAAAAACAAUGCUGCUAAUGUUGACGUCCUUUUGCCUUAC
This is a messenger RNA of Salarias fasciatus (jewelled blenny), 3542 nucleotides long. RefSeq names its product microtubule-associated protein 7b (gene map7b). Bases 61 to 2604 code for a protein of 847 amino acids. Gene Ontology annotation, biological process: microtubule cytoskeleton organization. Gene Ontology annotation, cellular component: microtubule cytoskeleton. Lineage: Eukaryota; Metazoa; Chordata; Actinopteri; Blenniiformes; Blenniidae. The record is from RefSeq and is a predicted model, not a curated record. The transcript is spliced from 20 exons.